GUUCCCUCCCCUUCACCAUGGCGCAUCACAGAGGCCACAGACACAUCCUCCUCUACGUCUCUCUCGCUCUCUCCCUGGGGCUGGCCCUGGCGGAGGACGCAACUGACCCCAGUGACGACACAGGCAGCUUUGAUGACGUAGAAGCGGUCAGUGAGGAAGCGGAUCUGGACCCUUACAGCAUGUCUCAGGAACUGAACAAGAGGCCAAACGUUGACCCGUACUCAUACCUCCCGAGUGUAGGGAAAAGAGCUUUUGAUCACUACGGCUUUACUGGAGGUCUCGGCAAGAGGAAGAUCGACCAUUUUGGAUUUGUUGGGGGACUUGGCAAGAGACAAAUUGACCCUUUAGGAUUUUCUGGGGGUAUCGGGAAGAGGUACGACUCUUUUGCCUACUCUGCUGGACUCGGAAAACGAGGAAUGGACAGUUUAGCAUUUUCGGGUGGCCUCGGAAAGAGAGGAAUGGACAGUUUAGCAUUUUCGGGUGGCCUCGGAAAGAGAGGAAUGGAUAGUUUAGCAUUUUCAGGUGGACUCGGAAAGAGAGGAAUGGACAGUUUAGCAUUUUCGGGCGGACUCGGAAAGAGAGGAAUGGAUAGUUUAGCAUUUUCAGGUGGCCUCGGAAAGAGAGGAAUGGACAGUUUAGCAUUUUCAGGUGGACUCGGAAAGAGAGGAAUGGAUAGUUUUAGCUUCGCCCCUGGUCUAGGAAAGCGUGGUAUGGAUAGUCUAGCGUUCGCAGGUGGACUGGGAAAGCGGAUGGACGGCUUUGCUUUUGCUCCAGGCCUUGGGAAACGAAUGGACAGUUUUGCUUUUGCACCUGGUCUGGGUAAAAGAGGAAUGGACAGUCUAGCUUUUGCUGGGGGUUUGGGAAAACGGAUGGACAGCUUUGCUUUUGCUCCAGGACUUGGAAAGCGGAUGGACAGUUUCGCUUUUGCGCCUGGUCUGGGUAAAAGGGGACUUGAUCGCUACGGAUUUGUUGGCGGCUUGGGGAAACGAGGGAUGGAUCAUUUCGCUUUUACUGGAGGACUCGGCAAGAGGGACUCGGGCGAGGCCUCGGGAGACCUCGAGGAAGGGAAGAGAGGUUUGGAUGCCUACAGCUUUACCGGAGCUCUGGGGAAGAGAGGGUUAGAUCGGUACGGAUUCGUUGGAGGCCUCGGCAAACGAGGAAUGGACGACUUCGCUUUUUCUCCGGGCCUUGGAAAGAAGAGGAUGGAUUCUUUUAUGUUCGGAAGUCGCUUAGGAAAGAGAGGGAUGGACAGAUUUAGUUUUUCCGGCCACUUAGGAAAGAGGAAGAUGGAUCAGUUUUCUUUUGGACCGGGUCUCGGCAAGCGAGGGUUCGACCACUACGGCUUUACGGGCGGCAUCGGCAAGCGAGGGUUCGACCACUACGGCUUUACGGGCGGCAUCGGCAAGCGACAGUUGGAUCCCAUGUUGUUUUCUGGUCGUCUGGGAAAGAGAAGUAGCAGCGAACAGGAGGAGGAGGAUGUGAGGCAGGUGGAGAAGAGGUCAACGACAGAGGAACAGUCGUCGAAGAGCUUGUGAGAGUGACCGCUGUGACGUAGUAUCCCGCCUGAUGGCCAGGGAGACAGGCGUGUGUGCGGGCAGAGACAUCGAGAGACCAGGCCACUCCCUCUUCUCCUCUGUCUGUCUAGAGAUACUCGAAUAAACGGUUCCCCUCCUCCACAAGGAAAAGUGAAGGGAGUUCUUUUCAGUUUGUGACUUUUGCUGGCUCUUGUGUGCAAUGAUAUCCUGGACAUUACUUGCUAGAUCUAGCCCCUCUGUUGUUGAAACUGCCUGUCGAAUGAAAAUCUUUUGAGAGCACACACGUAUUGUUUUGGCUUGUUAUAAUAAUAAAAGAAAACGGUUGAAGAUUCUAAUGCUCAUUUCAUUCACGUAAAUUUGGAGACGAGUUCAGUGCGAGAUGAAAGGAAUGUGUUUGCUGGUUUGUUUGUAGACACACGCAUAUACAUACAUACAUAAACACACACGCACACGCACACACACACACACACACACACACACA
Molecule: messenger RNA, 2016 nt
Organism: Aplysia californica (California sea hare)
Lineage: Eukaryota; Metazoa; Mollusca; Gastropoda; Aplysiida; Aplysiidae
Product: buccalin precursor
Source: RefSeq, marked provisional